CAUUGGCCAGUGUAAAGAAGACAAAAAUCCAGAAAAGUUUCCAUUUCUUUUCAUGUAUCCUUGUGUGUUUCCCUAUCAUUAACAUCAUCAUCAGUAAAUUGAAAGCGCAUUCAUCGACUGUUCAUCCUCAUCAUAAUCAUCAUCAACAAACCAAACCAACAGCAACAUUGAAAUGCAAAAAGGAUACAAGUGAAAAGGAUCUUUGUAAAUGUUGAUAGCUUUUUCACUUCGAAACACAAAUAGAUAAAAAAGAAAGAAGAAAAAGAAAAAUGUAUUUUUCAAUGUUUACAUUCAAAUGUGCCACUUUUUUUACUCUCUUCACGCUAAUCUGAAUCCAUAGAAGCAAGUUUUUAUCACACAAUCAAUAAAACCAUUGGAAUUGGAAGGAAAAGUUAUGAAAAAAUAUUGAAAGGCAACAAAUCAAGGAAAAAGUUGAAAAGCUCAACAAAUGGGAAAUGCAGAGCAAAAAUAGAUUGAAUACAAUACAAAACUGAUGAAAUAGCCAAUGCCAAGUCAACAUAUUAUCAUAAUAUUGAUUUCGUCUUCGUCAACCAGAAAAAAAGAGUAACAUUUUUUCACAUGUAAAUGUGUGUUCAUGUAAGAAUGUGAAAAGAAAAUGUUUCCAAAAAGUGAUCUUUUGACUGGAAGGACUCGAUAACGAUUAGUGACAUCAGUGAAACUUGCAAAACCAUUGGAUAAAACUGAACAUCGAAAAAGAGGAAAAAUUAAAUCUUUCAUUCUUGUCGAUUCCCUGUUCAUCUCGUCUUUUCAUUUUUCACCUUUUCUCUCAGUCACUGAAUGAUGAAAUUAGAAAGAAAUAUGAAGGUUUGUUAGUUGAGCUUAGCUUUUCUUUUCGUAGCUAUGUUAAGCUAAUCAUUUGUCAAGACGUUAUUACCUUUACCUUAAAUGUUAACAAUAGUUGCUGUAACAUCAUCAUCAUCAUCAACAACCAACAACAACAUCUAAUAAAACGAUAAAAAAGAGUAUAAAAAAGCAAGAAGCAAACUAAGCUUUAUUAAGGUAAGAAGAAGGAAAUAUUAGAUGGAAUAAGUAAAAUUAAUGAAAAGGAAAAAAAAUGUUCUUCUCUUGAUCAUCAUCAUUAUCAUCAUAUUUUCUUGCUCUCUUUACCAUCUUUAACUCAACGAUAUGAACAUUUCAAGUUGUAAAGCUUUUUUGUCGAGCUGUUUAUUGUUCAAAGGUAAAGGUUAAAUGUUUUCAAAUGCAAGCUCAAUCCUUGGAUUGCUAAUCAAUUUAAAGUUCAACGCUUUUUUCAUCAUCAUUUACAUGGGAUUUCUCAAUGUGAUUGUGAAGUGUGUUUGGUGAAUUGACAUUUUUUCAACUUUUUUCUUGAUUCUUGUGCUUUUAUCAUGAAAGGUCAACUUUUUGUCAUCAUGUUUUACCUUUCAUCAACUUCAAUUUGGAUUAAUUGUGAUUCGGUCAACGAGCCAAAUGUUGAUAGUAAUGAAUUUGAUAAACUUUUGUCACCCAGGAAGGUGAAGACUAAGUAUGGUUUCCUUCAAGGCAUACUUAUAUCACUUUCACCCUCAUCAUCAUCACCCAGUUCAACUACUUCAGUGUCUUCACCUGCCUCACCAGGUUCCUCACCAUCAUCUUUACAGUCGCCCUCUUCAAGUGAAAAUGUUGCCUCUGACAGAACACCUGAAUCACCUUUGAAAGGUUAUCGUCUGUUGAAUUCAGUUGAAGCCUUUCUUGGAGUACCUUAUGCUGCACCACCAGUCAACUCGCUUCGCUUCAUGCCUCCAGUGACACCAGCUCAUUGGCGUGGGACUCGACUGGUUAACCAUUACCAGCCAGUGUGUCCACAAAAGUUACCCAAAGCCUUUGAUGCUCAGGGUAACAUUAAGGAUUCACCUUCAAAUGAAAAUCUCAUGAGAGGAAAUUAUGGCUACUUUUCAAGGAUAAUCCCACAUUUAUCCAAUCAAAGUGAAGAUUGUCUCUAUCUAAAUGUUUACCUGCCUUUACCAAAAGGAGAUUCUGAUAAAAAACUUCCAGUAAUGGUAUUUAUUCAUGGUGAAUCGUACAAUUGGGGAUCUGGUAAUACUUAUGAGGGAACCAUUUUAGCUGCCUAUGGGAACAUUGUUGUGGUAACUCUUAAUUAUCGUCUUGGAUUAUUUGGUUUCCUUCCAACCAUAAUUGAUGGUAAUACUCGAGGUAAUCAUGGUCUAAUGGACAUCAUUGCUGCUCUCCAUUGGAUCCACGAUAAUAUCAAAGAGAUUGGUGGAGACGAAAAGAAUGUCACUUUGGUUGGACACAGUCGAGGUGCCGCUUUCGUCAAUCUAUUAAUGAUAUCACCAAUGAGCCAAGGUUUGUUUGAUAAAGUUAUCCUGAUGAGUGGCUCAGCGUUGAGUUCAUGGGCAAUCUCUCAUAGAAUUGAAGAUUAUGCAAAAUAUUUAUCGAAAGCUGUUAACUGUCCCAAUUAUGACAACAUUUUAAUGGUCGAUUGUCUUCGAACCAAAUCAAUGGUUGAAUUGUUAAAGGUUGAUCUGGAAGAAGAUGAUGACUUUUAUCUUUCUGGUUUUGGUCCCAUCAUUGAUGGCCUUGUGGUUCCGUCUGAUCCUCGGUUGGUCAUGGAAUCAGUAAAUAGUUCAUCUUCAAUUAACUCAAUUUUAGCCAACAUCAAGAAAGCCUCUUCAUCUUCAUUCUCUCAUUAUUCCCAUAACUCUGUUAAUACAAAUAUCCAUUCUAAUGGUGCCGGUAACAACAAUAAUAAUGGUAAUAAUAACGAUAAUAAUGUAAAUAGCAAUAUGAAACAAAAUGCCUUUGGAGGUAACAAACCUUACCAAUUAAUGUUUGGUGUUACCAGAGUAGAAGCUCCUAUUUUAUUUAAUAAAGAUGAAGAGAAACAAGGAAUUGAUUUGGAUAAAAGAGAUUCCAUUUUACGAACUCUUGUACGAAAUAUGGUUAAUUAUUAUCAAGAGGUUAUUUCAUUAACUCUUAUUAAUGAAUAUACUGAUUGGAGUGUUCCUUCUGAGCAUCCAAUUAAUAUUUUGGAUUCCCUUAUUGAUAUUCUUGGUGACGCUUUGGUUGUUGCCCCGAUAACCCGAGCUGCCUCAUUGCAUUACAAGAAACUUCAAUCGCAAUUGCAGCGGAUCAAAGGAAAUGAUAAAACAAUCAAGAUUGAAGCGCCUUCAAUUUAUUCAUAUGUUUUUGUCUACCAAUCUGAAAGCUAUGGUUAUUCAGCUCGAUUGGGUUGUGUACAUGGCGAUGAGCUUCCAUACCUGUUUGGUGCCCCACUUGCUCAACAUUAUUUAUCCAAAUCUUUAGGACACUUUCGCCUCAAUUAUAGCAAACCCGAGUUGAUUCUAUCUGAAAUGACCAUUAAUCAAUGGGUUAAUUUUGUUAAAUUUGGCAAUCCAAAUGGAAUCAAAACACAAUCAAAAGAGAAACUCGACAAUCUAGUUUGGCCUGAAUACGAUACAAUCCAAAGGAAAUAUUUGAUGUUAGGAAUGAAACCAAAGAUUCGUGAUCAUUAUCAUAGCCAUAGAUUAUCAUUUUGGCUCAACUUGAUUCCUAAAUUGGAGCGUCAUGCUAAGGAUGAAACUGAACAUUUAAAGCGUCACUCGCAAGAUCAAGAAAUGCUAGACAAGAAUGGACAAGUUUCCGUCUUUGAACGAAUCUCGCUCAAAUUUCCAUCCUCACUUCAAUCGCUUGGAGGCCUUGCUGGGAGUAAGAAAAAGGAUUCCCUGUCUUCGUCACCUUCACUGGUUACAUCGGAUAAAAGUGCCACUUCAUCUGAACCCUUUGCUGGUUCCAACAACUUGGAUCACCUUAAAGAGUCCAAAAGCUCCAGUUCGAACAAUGAAAAUGGUGACAACUUAUUAUCAAAUCAGUCGACUGCAUUCCAACAUAUAAUUAACAAUCGAACCAUUUAUUCAACCGCUCUUAGUCUAACAAUAGCCAUUGGGAUUGUCUUGUUGACCAUUAAUGGGCUCAUCUUUGGUGCCGUCUAUUAUUACAUUAAUAAACAUCGAGUUGAAAAGAAUGGUCAAAAUGGUCGAAACAAAUUUUCUCCUGUUCGCUAUGUUGAUAUACAGUCGAGUCUGGAGGGGCCCUCGGCUUUACCUUCAAACUUAACCAGUGAUCAUCAUUAUGCAGGCUUUUGCUGUGAAAACCAUCACCUUUGCCCGUUCACGGGUGACCCACAGACUCACCACCUAACCCCCUCCUCUUCAUCCACAGCAUCAGCACAUCAUCACCACCAUUCACACCUUCAUCGCACCGAGUCACAUUCAUCGCCCUUGCGGUCGCCACCUUCAAACGGUUGUCACCUUUCAUCACCCACAUCAACCCACGAGUCUCAUGGGCAUCACCUUCAUCACUCCGGUUCACAACAAGCAACCUCAUCGGGCUCAUCUCACGUAACCCUUCAACCCUCAAUCACUGUUGCCUCCUUGAAUCCAUCUUCAAUGUCAUCCUCGUUAACCUCAUCAAACCAGGUUACAUCAGCUUCUCAACAACAAUUAACAUCAUCAGCUCAUCAAGAAUCAACGUCCAAUUUAAAUGAUUCUUGUGAAUCAAAAUUAACCUGUCAAUGUGAUUCUUGUUACCAUCAACAGUCCAUCUGUGAUAAUGGUCACUGUCUUACAGUUAUCCAUGAAUUUGAUGAGCAUCUUUGACAUCAAUUGAUCAACAAUUGUACAAACAAUCAGUUAAACAGUUAAAUAGUGCAAAUAGAGGGAAUAAAGUUCAAUUUGAUUCUCUCAUGUUAAUCAAAUUCAAAUUGUACAGAUAGACAAUUGAAACAAGAUUGAAAUAAACAUGAAAAUGAAAGGCUUUUUGGUUAAUCAAAAAGUCCAUUUCGUCCAAACGAGUUUUCAUAGUUAAAUUUGAUCAACAAAAAUGCAACUGUUUCCUCUUAAUCAAUUGUCAACACUCAUCAAAUCAAGUUGUUUAAAUUCAACAUUUUUCAAUCAAUAAUUAAUUUUUCAUACAUCAACAAUGUUCACUUUUUAAACAUUGUUUAAUCAUUUUGUAUCUCAUGUGCAA
Molecule: messenger RNA, 5007 nt
Organism: Tetranychus urticae (two-spotted spider mite)
Lineage: Eukaryota; Metazoa; Arthropoda; Arachnida; Trombidiformes; Tetranychidae
Product: neuroligin-4, X-linked-like
Source: RefSeq, a predicted model, not a curated record